Mercenaria mercenaria is the source of this 1197-nucleotide messenger RNA. RefSeq names its product golgin subfamily A member 6-like protein 24. Lineage: Eukaryota; Metazoa; Mollusca; Bivalvia; Venerida; Veneridae. The coding region runs from base 1 to 1197 and encodes 398 amino acids. The record is from RefSeq and is a predicted model, not a curated record. The transcript has a single exon.
AUGCAUGAACACGGGAAUGAAUAUACAAGACAUUACGGGCCUAUCAAACUUGAUGAUUACAGAGGGAAUAGAACUGAUACAGUUAAGCCCAAGAUUGAAGGUCAGUAUAGUGACGCAACAUAUACCAUGACUCCAAAUGAAUUUAGAAAAUAUGACUAUAGAGAACAACAAACAAUGGAAGAAGAAAGAGUAAGGUUGGAGACAGAAAGAGAAAGGAUACUCUUACAAAGAUUAUACGAACAAAACAGACAAAUAGAGUACCAGAGAGAAAUCAAAGAACAAGAAGAAAGGCAGAUAGCAGAAAGAGUUCGUAGAUUGCAAAUAGCAAAGGACGAAUUGAAUCAGAAGAGAGUUGAAAGAGAAAGACUUGAAAAGGAAAUUCAGAAAAAGAUGGAGCUCGAAAGGCUUAGAACACAGAAGAUUUUGUUACUAAAGGGCCAGGAAGAAGAAUUAUCAGACAAACGUAGAGCAGAUACAGAUAGAAAAGAAUAUAUUCAGGAUAACACAGCGAGUCAAGUCAGACAAUUUCCAACAUUAGACAGAAACAUUAACCAAAGUGGGUUUGGAAAACCAAAAAUUCCUCCAUUUGAUGGAAGUGACUUCAAAGUUUGGAAGAUAGAGGUCGAAUGCAUCAUUAAGAGUAGACUGUAUCCGGAGUAUUUGAUUGCUCAGACAAUGAGAAAUUCACUAAAGGGUCAGACUAGAAAAGUUCUUCUGACAAUAGAUCCAAUGGCUGAUUCUACAGUAAUACUGAAGAAACUAGAAGAUAUAUAUGGCACUACACAGACUGAAGAUUCAAUCAUGCAGGAUUUCUUCAAUGCUAAGCAAGAAGACAAAGAGACCACAUCUGACUGGGCUUUAAGAUUAGAAACGAUUAUGCAGUUGGCAGUAGAGACCGGUGAAAUACCUGAAAGAAAAAAGAAUGCCUUAUUGAAACAAAGAUUUUGGAAGGGUUUAAAAAGUGAAAAGCUCCGAAAUAAUACGAGAGUAACAUACGAAUCUGACUCAACAUUCGAAGUGUUACGGAAGAAAGCUAGAGUUGAAGAAGAUGAAAUAAAACGAACGUCAGCUGAUGCAAGAAGUAUGAAGCCAGUCAACACACAGAAUACAGAACUAGAUGCUAACAAAGAAAUACAAACUGGUCAGAAAGAUGAAAUACAAUUACAACAACAGAAUAUGAAAUCAGCUUCAUAUUAA